Molecule: messenger RNA, 1746 nt
Organism: Neltuma alba
Lineage: Eukaryota; Viridiplantae; Streptophyta; Magnoliopsida; Fabales; Fabaceae
Exons: 3
Coding region: 113-1504 (463 amino acids)
Source: RefSeq, a predicted model, not a curated record
GCUUCUCUUCAGCUUGAUCUAGGACUAUCCAAUUGCAUGUCUUCCUCGAAUUUCAUUCCACUUUGCCACCAUUUCCUUUUCUGAAUCUAUGAAGAAAUAAUAGGUAAGGGAGAUGGCGGCAGCAGAAGCAAGGGCUCUGUGGCAGCGAACUGCUAAUCGAUGCUUUGUUCAAGAAGAUGCUAAAAGGGCUCCCAAGUUAGCAUGUUGCCAAUCUUCAUGUGCAACAUCAAAAUCAGUUGAUGCUGGACCUGCCAGUGCAGCUGAUGAAUCAAAUCAGGUUAAUGUUAAUGCCAUGCCUUUUAACAGAAAAUCUUCAUUUUCCAAUGUAUCGCCUGACUCAAGGUGGUGGUUGCAUUCACAACCUAAUUACGGGUAUCAAAAGAGCUCAACAUAUGAAAACUUAAAUUCAUCAUUAAUGGAUGAACUGGAAACCUUGAAAACUCUUGAUAAAGGAGAAGUUACUCAAUUUGGUGAUGAGAGCCAUGAUUCAUCUCAUUAUAUGCACUGUGACUUCCAGACCAAUGAUAUGAAGAAAGUUCUCAAGAACAAAAUGCAAGAUGCUUAUAGUAAGAAUUCUGAAGAAUAUUCUGAAUUAUCAGAUAUGAUGAGUAAAUAUGAGACAGUAGAGAUGGAUCCUGUUAGCUGCUCGGUGUCCAAGAAAACAAGUGAUUCCUGCUUGGGUUCGGACUACUCUUGGAUUGAAGGUGACAGGACUGAGCCUUGGUGGCGGACUACAGAUAGAGAUGAACUAGCUUUCUUUGUUUCUCAGAAAUCUCUAAACCAUUUUGAGAAUUGUGACCUCCCUCCACCUCAGAAGAAGUAUCUUAGAAGCCACCCAUGUGUUAAUGCUAAUGAUCACAAAACCAAGACAACAUCUUUUGACUGGGAAGCCAAAUCAAGGGACUUCUCCAAUUUGUCUGUUCACGCGCAAGAAUGUUUGAAUCCUAAUCUAAUGCAUGGCAAACAGGGACCUUCGGCCAAAGAAGAAAUUUUGCACUCUGCUUCCAACAAAUCUUCUAGCACUACUGCAAUCCAAGAUAAUAUCAUGGAGGAGCAACAAGUUCCUGGGGGAGAUCCAAGCAGAGCUGAACUUAUGGAAGCACUAUGUCACUCUCAAAAACGUGCAAGGGAAGCCGAAGAGGCGGCAAGGCAAGCUUAUGCUGAAAAGGAGGACCUUGUUAAGCUUUUUUUCAAACAGGCCUCGCAGAUUUUUGCAUAUAAGCAAUGGCUUCAACUGUUGCAGCUGGAAACUCUGUAUUUUCAGGUGAAUAAAGUAAAUAGUAAGGAUCAGCUGAUCUCCACUCUCUUCCCCAUGGCGCUUUCUUCGAUGUCAAGGAAACCACGGAAGAGAAAGCAGAACUUUGUUACAGACAGUCAAGAAAUGCAAGACCAGGCAAAACCUGAUAUUACAACAUACGCUGUUGCAUUUGCCUUAGGAUUAAGUCUUGUUGGGGCUGGAAUACUUCUAGGAUGGACUGUCGGUUGGAUGUUACCUCGUUUAUAGUUUUCUUUUUCCCCUUUUAAGGCUUGGUACAUAGUCCUUCUUGCCACGAACAUUGGUGGCAAACGAGGGGUAUUGGUUAACAGAUUGUGUAUUUACUUUUGUAGACUUGUGAGUCCUAAUGUAAAUUCUGUUGCUGUGUUUUUGUGUAAUGAAUGGGUCAAUGAGAUGAUGUACAUAGAUCUUUCUUGAGUGAAGUUCGUGUGGAACAGCUUUUCUUGGUCAUUGGUUUUAGAUUCCUAAAA